AAAAAAAAUAAACAAAAAGGAAAAAAGAAAAAACAAGAAAAAAAAACACAGAGAACACGCAGUAAUGGGGGUGGUGAUAAUCGACGGAUCAACAGUCCGUUCGUUCGUGGAAGACGAGGCCCAGUUCAAGAAAAGCGCCGACGAGGCCUUCGCGGCGCUGGAUCUGAACAGCGACGGCGUCCUGUCGAGAUCGGAGCUCCGGCGGGCGUUCGAGUCGCUGAGGCUGAUCGAGACACACUUCGGCGUGGACGUGGCGACGCCGCCGGAGGAGCUGACGAAGCUGUACGACUCGAUCUUCAACCAGUUCGACUGCGACAAGAGUGGGACAGUCGACCAGAUGGAGUUCACGGCUGAGCUGAAGAAUAUACUGCUGGCUAUAGCCGAUGGGCUCGGCUCGAGCCCCAUUCAGAUGGCUCUUGAAGACGACGAUAGCGGCUUCCUCAAGAAAGCCGCUGAUCUCGAGGCGUCCAAGCUUUCCGGCUAGGGGGUUUCCUCGUACCAAAUCGAACUUGUUUUUGUUUUAUUUUUAAAUAAAUUAAUAAUCGUUUGCUAAAUUUCCAUGUCUGGAUCGGAACUUGUUUGGGUUUUCUGGAGGUGUGUAAUGAAUUUUUACUAUGUGCUGUAAUUUUAUUCUUACCUUGUCACA
Molecule: messenger RNA, 646 nt
Organism: Erythranthe guttata (spotted monkey flower)
Lineage: Eukaryota; Viridiplantae; Streptophyta; Magnoliopsida; Lamiales; Phrymaceae
Product: Calcium-binding EF-hand family protein
Molecular function (GO): calcium ion binding
Source: RefSeq, a predicted model, not a curated record